Molecule: messenger RNA, 4468 nt
Organism: Podarcis lilfordi (Lilford's wall lizard)
Lineage: Eukaryota; Metazoa; Chordata; Lepidosauria; Squamata; Lacertidae
Source: the annotation of a GenBank genome assembly
AUGGGAAUGAAAGACCCGAAGGCGGUGGUACCCUAUAGAGAAGGAAGCCAGUUAACGCAUAACCCAAAACAGUGUGUACGUGAGCGCGCGCACAUAUACUUCUGGAUAUACAUCCAUAGGAGCCAAUUUCUAGGGGGCCCACCGCCCCCAACAAAAAUUUUGAGGGGACCAUUCAGAUAGUGUGCGUGCGCGCGCCGCAUCGUGCGAUCGAUUAUGCAGGGCGGGGCUUACCUGCCCGCUCCCCCCUUAAUAUUUUAUUCCAAGUUGGCAUCCCCAGUAACAUCAAGUGAUGAACUACCCAGAGACUGGAAAAAUAGUGACACAAUAACUUCAUCUCUUCUGAGAGAAGAGGCAUUGUGAUGUAGUGCAAUGGUUCUAAAAGUGGGUUGCAAAGCCAGUGUUGGCAGUGCAAAGAUCAUCUCCAGCCUUCUCUGGGUGAUGGGCAUCUUACCAGCUUGAAAGCAGAAUACCCAAGCAACUAGCUGUUGAAUCAGUGCGCUCUUUCAAUGCAAGGGGAGGUAGAGGGGCAGCUGCCUUUUUGCAAUUAAUUUUUUUUUAAACUAUUUAUUUAAAUUGUUUUUAAUCCCACUCUUCAGAAGAAGAAGAGUGGGAGAAGAAGGGAAAGGAAACUCAAGACACCAGUUCUUAAAGUUUCAGUUCUUUUAACAGGUCAAUUAUAACAGGCCUGGUAGCCUGAAGGAAUGGCUAUUGCUAGGUGACCCACAAGGGAGAAGACUAGCCAAAGGUAGCUGGUCUUCCAGCGGAGCGGCUGAAAUAGCCCUGUUACCUUUUCUUUCUCACUACUGUAACCUGAUGGAACAGGCAAGGCUAGGAUGCUGUUCAGCUAGAGCCCAGAGACAACUGGUCUCUCAGAGCAGCUGAUGGCCAGGUCGCAGCUUCCAGAGAGAGAAAACGCUUAUUCUUCUGUUUUAAUGUGCGUUCACAGUUCCUGUAAAUGUAGCACCUUCUUUUACAGCAGUGCUUUUUAGGGGUUCCUCAAUCAAAAAGAGAGUUGGAAAAAACUGCUUUAUAGCACUGUAUACAUUGCACACAUACUUCACUCCUUGACAGGAGAAAAUAUAGCUGUGUACAUACACAGUGCUCAUUGUACAUAGAACAGGCGUCAAGCCAAAAUCAAUAAGGCUCUUCUGUGAGGUCUGGUGAUAUGUUUUGCCAAAUGAUUUUUAAACAAACAAACCUCCAAGUAUACAUUUUCUUGAAUGCGCCAGGAAACACCUUUUCACAAUGAUGCACUAUAUAACUGUACUUCUUUCUUUUUAUCAUCACGUCAUCUUCAGCAUCCUUCAUAUUUUCAGAAUUUCAAAACACUGGCAGAAUUGUGAAAUUUGGUUCCCAAGUGAGAAAGUCCUGAAUCAGCCCCAGUAACUUACUAGUUGGAGGGGAAGCUGCAGAAUCAGGUAUGAAUUCAGAGAUGAUUCAGAGAGCAGAAAAACACUGCAGUAAUUAUAAAAUAGAUGCCCUUAGUGGCUUUUGAUUCCCUUUAAACUCUUGUAUUACCAGGGCGCGUUGUCAAAGGCUUAUUGUUUCAGUCCAUAACUUGUAGACUGAAAGCCGGAAAGAAGCAGCAGACUUCAAACUGGUACGAAUUAAAAAGGUUUAUUCUUGUCAAAGAGAGUAACAGGAUAACUAAAGGAUUUCAAUAGCAGCUUGGUCAGGGUGAUGCGAUUUGAUAUUCCAAAAAGGGAAGCAACUCGCAACAUUCUGAGUACAAAUGAUUAUGAUUAUUAUUAUUAUUAAAAUUUGUAUACCACCAUCUGAAGAUCACAGGGCAGUUAAAUAUUGAUUGAUUGUUUAGAAAUGCCGUGGUAUCUAACAUGUUUCAAGCUACAGCUCUUCCUUGGGGGCAAUAAUUAGCAUGCACUUUCAACAUGCAACACUAUUAUGUAUAUUUGGUUUAUAGCUGCUGGUUUUAUUUGUAUGUUGAUAAAUUUUAUAUUUGUGUUUAGCACUUGAUUCUAAAUCAAUUGUAAACUGGUCAGAGGUUUUUGUUAAUUAAGGUAUAUAUAAAUAUGGUCAAAUAAUAUAUCCCAAAUAAUAUAUCCCAAAUAAUAUAUCCCACCAUCCUCAAAGAUAGCCCAUCAAAAAAAGAAGAAAGUAGAACCAAUAGGCAGCCAAGCUAAGAGAGCCAGGAAAGGAGGGGAGAUAGUGGAAGGAACUUUAUUGGACAGUGUCCUCAGUGGGUUAAGAGACAAAACAACAACAACAAUGGAGAGAUUAGGUAAAGGAGGCAGAGACCUCAAAGAAAGGCAAAUAAGAGACAAAACCCCUCAUGGGCUUCCAUUCACUGAGAAGCUCUAUAUGUAUUCAUCAGUUUGCAGGAAGGGCUCCUCACAUAUGGGGAGGAGUGGCUACAGGCAUGGCAAAUGGGACAAGCUAGUCUGUGCAGCCGCAUGGUCCUCUUACGCCUUUUGAAUAUGUGACAGACAGACUAGUCCCACAUGGGACCCCCUUCUACAACAGCUCUACUGGCUAGCUAUUUCCAGGCUCAAUUCAAAGUGCUGGUUAUGACCUAUAAAGCCCUACAUGGCUUAAAAGGGUAAAGGGACCCCUGACCAUUAGGUCCAGUCAUGGAUGACUCUCGCUUUAUUGGCCAAGGGAGCCGGCGUACAGCUUCCGGGUCAUGUGGCCAGCAUGACUAAGCCGCUUCUGACGAACCAGAGCAGUGCACGGAAACGCUGUUUACCUUCCCGCUACUUGCACUUUGUGCUUUCAAACUGCUAGGUUGGCAGGAGCAGGGACCGAGCAACGGGAGCUCACCCCGUCGUGGGGAUUCGAACCGCCAACCUUCUGAUCGGCAAGCCCUAGGCUCUGUGGUUUAACCCACAGUGCCACCUAUUUGAAAGUCUUAUUCCCUCAUAUGAAGCUCCCCAACGUUUGAGAUCUUCAGGGAAGGCCCUUCUAUUGAUCUCGCCACCCUCACAGGAUCACUUGUGGACAGAGCCUUUUCGGUGGCUGCCCCCAGAUUUUGGAACUCCCUCCUUAGAGACGCUAGACUGGCUCUCUCUCCUUGUUGCCCUUCCGCAGGCAGGUGAAGAAGUUCUUGUUCCAACAGGCUUUGAGGAAUCGAUUGCUUUUAAUGAAAGGGCUGGUGCUAUGCUGUUUUUAUUGUAAUUAUCUGUAUGUUUUUAAUGGAUUUUAUAUAUUUAUAUAGUUCUGUUUUUUCCUGUGUUUUUAGCCAUUAUUAUUUUUAAUUGUAAGCCACUUUGAGUUGCAUCAGGGGAAAAGGUGAGGUAUAAAUAUAACAACAACAACAACAACAACUUUAAAGCCAUGCCCCCUUGUUGUAGUAUCUGCCAUCCAUACAAUUCACUAGUACAUCACUUUGUCUGCCCUCCUGACAUGUGGGAGUUCUAGACAUUUGGUACACUUGUAGGAGCUCUCCUUAUAUGCACCAAAUGCACAGCUGGCAAGGGAUGCAUGCAGUCCAGGCAUCUGUCAGCAGCAGAUGGCCCUGCUUACCUGGUGACACCCUGGUCUCCUGCUCAACAUGUGGGAAGGGUGUUUGUAAGAAUUCUUCUAAAAGGAGAGGCCAAUGGAUGGCAGGAAGGGAUAAGUAAGCAAAGGAGCUUUGGAUGCUAAGGGGCUGUGGUAAGAGAUGCCAGAGUAAUUGUUUGAAUUAGCCACCCAUACGUUUGUCUGCAGUUCUCACAGAAUAGCUUUGAUCCAGCAGAGCACUUUAUGGAGCUGACCUUACAGUGUGUUUUCAGAAGAAGCUUUUAGGCAGAGUAACUUUUUUAAAAAAUUGUUUAGCUGUUUGUUUUGAAUCUGACAUGUCACCCAGACAGGAAAUGAGUGUAAAAGUUCCAUUGGGUAACUACUGGGGCUAUCACUUGUAGAAACCCAAUUACGUCAGGCAAGCUAUGCAAUGCCCUGUAAGGAACUAUGUGCAACAAUGAGGAAAAACAAACUACAGAAAUAUCACCUUGUGGUGAGUCUACAAAAUACUUAAGAGAUUAGGAGAGCAUAACCUGGGUUUUGAAAAUACCUUUAAGAAAGCCAAAUCACAGUAAAAUGCUAUGUCAUGUUAAAGCCAAUCAGAGUAUUAAAUAUUAAGAAAGCAGAGCUACACAAUGCAGAAUUAAAACCACAGUGGGAAGUGCCACAGAACCCCACUGGAAGAUGAACCAAGAAGCAUUGGUCAAUUACUCAUCUUACAUGACUCACAGGGGUGCUGGUAAUUAUUUGUACAUUUCCUUGCACCAGUCCCUAUGACAUAGGUCAGAAUUAGGAAAGGUAAUGCCUGCCACUGCCCUGUACUGUGAAUGAGAAGCUAUUGCUGCUACUCCAUAAACCCUAAUACAUAAGCUGCUGUAUACAGUGGUCAAGGUACUGUACUGCUGAGAAGUAUUGGGCCACUUGUUGGAAGUGUCUAUAAUGUCCAAAACCUGUAUUGAUUUGCCGAUCCGAUUUUUGUUCUCCAGGCCACAGAUGCCGCUGGAAAUGCUGA